AUGGAUAUAUUUGUGAUAUCUUCUAAUGGGGUUGUCAUAUUAGUUAGAAUACCCGAUGUAUUAAUACUAUGUCUCGGUGCUCCCGCCGCCGUGUUUCAUCGCACCGAGGUCAUUCUUGGAGAACUGCCUCUUGAACGACGUAUAACUCUACCGAGAGCUGAGCAACCUCGAUUGGAAGAUACAGACCUCGGCUGGAUCAGAACGGAACAUUUGGCGCCCGAAACAAUUAAUCUGACCCCACCUUUUCUUUAUAUAUUGCACUUUACUUUUUUUCCUUUACGCAGAGCUUUCCCCACAUACCUCGACGGCGCUGCAUUGCUGUGGUUUUCAAAAUUACCUGCAGGUUUGAUCUCUUCCUUCGAGGAACUGGCGAAGUCUUUCAUAGACUACUUCGCUGCAGCACGGAUAUACGUACAUGGAUCAGAUUACCUCGGCACCAUCCGCCAAGGUCCACAAGAAAGCCUGAAAGACUAUCUAACCAGGUUUGCAGAAGCAACAAUGGAAAUACCCGACCUGGACCCCGCAGUCCACCUACAUGCCCUCAAGGCCGGCCUCCGACCCGGAAAGUUCAGAGAGACAAUCACAAUCACCAAGCCGAAGACAUUGGAGGAGUUCCGAGAGAGAGCAGCUGGGCAAAUGGAGAUUGAAGAACUCUGUGAGGCCAACCGAACAGAAAGAAAACCUAGAAGGGAGGAAGACAGGAUGCCGAGAUCAGCGAACAACAAAGAGCUCGGCAAACUGAAGCUCACCCCAAAAUUCGACAACUACACCAGAUUCAACACAAAAAGGGAAAAGAUAAUCAAAGAAAUACUCAACGCCAAAAUCAUAAAGUCACCAGCAAGAGCUGGGAGCUACCAACACCAGAGAUUUGUAGACAAAAGCAAGCACUGUGCCUUCCACCAGAAAUACGGACACACAACCGAUGAGUGCGUAAUAGCCAAAGACCUAUUGGAAAGAUUAGCUCGCCAGGGCCUACUAGAUAAGUACAUCGAAGGAAGAAAACACAAAGAAGGCGGCUGA
Molecule: messenger RNA, 1020 nt
Organism: Arachis ipaensis
Lineage: Eukaryota; Viridiplantae; Streptophyta; Magnoliopsida; Fabales; Fabaceae
Source: RefSeq, a predicted model, not a curated record